AUGAGUGAUAACACAGCUAACGUUUAUGAAACCAGGGCCAAGUUUGCAGAGACACUGCAACCGAGGAUUGGUGGUAAUACUACAAAAGUGAUACGAGCUGCUUUGGAAAAGAACGAAGCCGAAGGAGGGGUGUCUAAGGAUAAUGAUGAGGGAUCGAUAGAGAAGGUUAACGUGGCUACUUCACCGCUUCUGACAUCAACACCGCCCACAAUCUCUAAGGCGCUGGUGAAGUUGUACCCUUAUUUAAUUCUCAUUGACGAAUUACUGAACGUUAUAACAUGGACAGGAAAAAAUAUUUGGAGCAGUGUUCUGAUGCUGUGUCUCUUCAUUACUACCGUUGAAUAUUUCGAAACGCUGGUGAAGUACUUUGGGCACCUUGCCAUCAUUGCUAUUCUCUGGGGUUAUUCCCUAUUGGACGAUCAUAUUGAGGGCACGUUGAGCUCCUCGCCGACAUUAGAGGAUAUUGCUCUGUUAAUGAAUAGAGUAUCCUUGAAGUCAGAUAUCUUGCUCUCCCCUAUGGUUAAUCUUGGAACUCAAGAUAUUCAAAGACUUCUAUAUACUACGGUCAUAUUAUCUCCAAUUUACGUGAUGAUAACUUGGCUCCUUCUACCACCGAGAAGCCUAAUGCUGAUGGUGGGUAUAUUCCUUUUGACGUAUCACUCACCUUGGUCUAAAGUAGCAAGAAGGCUUCUAUGGAAGUUUAAGAUUGUCAGGCUGCUUGUUUUCUAUGUUACUGGUUUAGACCUUGGUGGAAUAAAUAAGGACCAAGGCAUUUUCGCUACAGUGCAAAAGCAAGUGAAGAAGUUAGCAUCAACGGAAAACAGCAAUGGUAUGUUAUCCGAUUCCAAGCCUAUCCGUUUCACUUACGUUUUGUACGAGAACCAGCGUCGUUGGUUAGGCAUCGGAUGGAAGCCUAGUAUGUUGAGUUAUGAGAGGACUCCGUGGACCGAUGAAUUUCUGAAUGAGGCUCCCUCUCCUGAAAACUUCCAUUUACCUGAAGAGACUAAUUCUAUGGUUUGGAGAUGGGUCGAUAAGACAUGGAGACUAGACAUGACUAAUGAUGGCGCUAUUCAAGUACCCAAUUCAAAGGCAAGAACCUCGGCAGACCCCUCACCUGACGAAGGAUUCAUAUAUUAUGACAACACCUGGAAGAAACCAAGUAAAGAGGACUCUUUUUCUAAAUACACAAGGAGGAGGAGAUGGGUGAGAACUGCAGAAUUGGUCAAAACUUCUGACUUUGAUGAAAGUGUAAAAAAUUCGAAUAGAAAUUCUGAAAUUGAACAAAAUGCCGAAGAAAACAGCACGAAUAGCUUAACUGCUGAGCAAGAGCUUGAAAAUAGCAAGCAAGAAAAGGAUCAUGCGAGAAAAGUAGGGGAGCCUACAACAGAAGAGACAAAAGAAUUUGCAGAAGCAUCAAACAUCAAUGAAGGCGAGUUUGAAAGAAUCUCCUCAACCGAUGAAGAAAUUUUGAAAUCAAGGGCAAGGGACCGGCUGGCGAAGGUAUUAGAUGACAGCGAAGAGAAAGAGCAAUCAAAUUCAACCAUUGGUCGCGAUAGCAAGAAGGCUGUAUAA
Messenger RNA from Saccharomyces paradoxus, 1572 nucleotides. It is a transcript of the gene PEX30, whose product is annotated as peroxisome biogenesis protein. Gene Ontology annotation, biological process: peroxisome organization. The transcript has a single exon. Gene Ontology annotation, cellular component: peroxisomal membrane. The record is from RefSeq and is a predicted model, not a curated record. Lineage: Eukaryota; Fungi; Ascomycota; Saccharomycetes; Saccharomycetales; Saccharomycetaceae. The coding region runs from base 1 to 1572 and encodes 523 amino acids.